UGGCAACACUCACAGUGCUACGUGAUAAAAUGGCGGUUGCCGUGUUUCAUUUAACGACUUCAUAAAAAUAAUACUUUUUGUGACAAUUGUAGUGAUAAGGUUUAUAUUAUUUAUUGCCAGUUGACCCGUGAUAAUUAAUUAAUUAUUCAAAAAGUUAAAAAGGGCCUCUUAUAGUGUUUGUAAGAGUGCAAUGUCCGAGGAGACAGAUCGCCACGGCGAAGCGACGUGUGACAGCAGUGCAGGCGGCGGAGGCACGAAAGAGACGCGCGUGUUAUUGACCCCGCAUCAGCUCGAGAGCGCCUCCGCCGACUCGCUGCGCACCGCGUGGAGAUCCCAGGACUUGUACAUAGACCACCUCGAAUCUUUGAACAAACAGUUGGAAGGAAAUUUGGAAAAGGCGAAAGAAAUAGAAGAUAAGAUCAAACAGCAAUACGCGGAAUCACAACACAGAGAAAAGGUUCUGGUCAGGCGACUGGCUGCCAAAGAACAGGAAAUACAGGAUUAUGUUAGUCAAAUAACUGAAUUAAAAUCGUCAAACGCAAGUCUCAAUGGUCGACCUACACUUCUAGACCCUGCUGUGAACGUGUUAAUUUUACGAUUAAAACAAGAACUGACUUCCACAAAGGCUAAAUUAGAAGAAACUCAGAAUGAAUUAUCAGCAUGGAAAUUCACACCAGAUUCUAAUACAGGGAAAAAAUUAAUGGCAAAGUGUAGGUUAUUACAUCAGGAAAAUGAAGAUCUUGGCCGUAUGACCUCCAGUGGACGGAUAGCAAAGUUAGAAGGAGAUUUAGCAUUACAAAAAAGUUUAAGUGAAGAGGUGAAGAAGUCACAAUCAGAGAUGGACGAAUUUAUACAAGAACUGGACGAAGAUGUUGAGGGUAUGCAGAGCACGGUAUUAUUCCUCCAGCAGGAGUUACGGGCGACCCAUGCGACUGUUAACGGCAACAGGCCGCCUUCUCCCGCCGACAAGCGAACAUACUCGGGUAGUGAGUGUAGCGACGCGCCCGUCGGCAAACGGAGGCGAGCUUCGGUUCUCUCGCUUGACUAUAACGAGGAGGAGGAACCCCUGACGGUGACCAACGGAGAUGCCGAUUAGCCCAGGACUUCAGUGUUCCUCUUUAGAACACGAUUCUUACAUAUGAACUAGUGAAAUACGUGAGCUAUUAAUGUAGCAUAUCGGCCAUUUCGUUGACUCGAAAUUGUUUUAAUGAAUUUUAAUUGUGAGUGAUCAUUGUCUAUGUAUUGUUGAGGUGAUAUGCUGGUUCGGUGUCUAUCACUCAUUUCAAAACACGUGAUUGCUUAUCUAUUAGCACAUUUGAAGUACUUUCAUUAGAAGACAAACAUAUAGACAAGUAUACGUCAUUCCCAUUGACAAUUAAUUGGUGAUGAUUGUUGUGUCAAAUGUGAACACGAGACUAAGGAAACAUUUGGUAAAGUAUAGUUUGAGUUCUAUGCACAACAGUGGACCAUGUGACCAGACCUAAUAGUGAAAUCGUUUUUGACAUUGUUUUUUAUACAUGAAUAUUAAGACUCAGUUGACAAUUUUGUAAUUUAUUUAUAAUAAGUGAAAUAAUUGUGAUAUAUAUUAGAAAAUCAGAUGAUAUAUGAGCAAUGACAAUUGAUUUGUGUUGCUCUACACCAUUGUUUUACGGCAUUUAUUUUAUUUAUAUGCCACAAUCGGCGGUAAUGGUAAAAUUGAGCCCCUUUACAUGCAGCAAACAAUAAUUCCAAAACACCAACUUUAAUGUUUUAAUGAUUGUCACAUAUUUAUGAAAUUUACGAGUUUCUAUGAAAUGUUUCUAUUUUGAAAUUACAAUGAAUGUAUAUAGAGCUAUGUUAAUAAACAUAUAUUACAAGCAUA
Galleria mellonella (greater wax moth) is the source of this 1861-nucleotide messenger RNA. It is a transcript of the gene fl(2)d, whose product is annotated as pre-mRNA-splicing regulator female-lethal(2)D. The transcript has 5 exons. Gene Ontology annotation, biological process: regulation of alternative mRNA splicing, via spliceosome. NCBI's taxonomy places the organism in Eukaryota, Metazoa, Arthropoda, Insecta, Lepidoptera, Pyralidae. Bases 191 to 1096 code for a protein of 301 amino acids. Gene Ontology annotation, cellular component: nucleus. The record is from RefSeq and is a predicted model, not a curated record.